UACGAAGAGGUGAAAAAGAGAAUUGCCUCUGGCUGUCCUCUGCCCACAUUCGAACCAUGGCGUUGAUUGCAGGCAUGGAAGUGCGCACUUAUUCCAUCCGACAGGAGAGAAGGAUGGAGAGAAGAUGUAAGGCUUAAAUACCUUCUAUGCAUAAUAAAAUGAGGGCUUUAUUCUGGUGCAGCGGCACAAUGAAUGUGCCAGUGGGCUCUUUUGUCUUUGUCCGCUGGUCUCGGGGAUCCCAAUUUCCUUUUCAAAGACACAGAGAUGAGCUUUUUUGUUUCUGUGCAUUUGACAACAGUCUCUUUGAUCGGCAAAAUAUCAGGGGUGAUGGCAUUAGUCUUUUCUCCUUUCAUGCAAAUCCGGCUCUGUCAUAUGGCACAUCAUGCAGUCUUCCUCCUGACAUGCACUUCCUUUUUUCUCCCUCCUGCUCUCUCUUUCUGCCUCUAGGUGAAGAUUUUACCCCUGAUGACGAUCAUCGGGGUGCAGGUAGCCCCACGUCAUGAUUGACCUAAUUGAAAGAGACAGGGGUAGCCUGGGAUUCAGAUCAGGAAAGGAAGGCUCCUCUACAUAUGUUUGUAUUCAAUGAGAAGAACCCGUAAAGCAUGGAUUUGUGCAACAGCACCAAUGGCACUGCUGAAGUGGUCAAUAAAGGCCCCACCAGCAAGAUCCUGAUAUCCCUGACUCUGUCCCUGCUGGCGUUGAUGACCACGGCCAUCAACUCUCUGGUGAUCACAGCCAUCAUCGUCACCAGGAAGCUGCACCAUCCUGCCAACUAUUUGAUUUGUUCAUUGGCCGUCACUGACUUUCUGGUGGCCAUCCUUGUGAUGCCCUUCAGCAUCGUCUACAUAAUGAAAGAGACCUGGAUCAUGGGCCAAGUGGUGUGUAACAUCUGGCUGAGCGUCGACAUCACUUGUUGCACCUGCUCCAUCCUGCACCUGGCUGCCAUAGCCCUGGACCGCUACCGGGCCAUCACAGAUGCAGUGGAAUACUCCCGCAAAAGGACACCCAAGCGUGCUGCCAUCAUGAUCUCGGUGGUAUGGACCAUCUCCAUCUUCAUCUCAAUGCCCCCACUGUUCUGGAGGCACCAGAACGAAAACAAGGAUGAUGAAUGCCUCAUCAAGCACAACCACAUCGCCUUCACCAUCUACUCCACUUUUGGGGCCUUCUACAUCCCCCUUGCCCUCAUUCUUAUCCUGUACUACAAGAUCUACAGGGCAGCCAAGACCCUGUACCACAAGAGGAGCGUCAGCCGCAUUACCAAGGAGGAGAUGAAUGGCAACAUGCUGCCGGAGUGCAUGGACAAGCGCUCAAAGAGCAAUCCUGCCCUGUGCCCUCCAGAGAAGUCCUACUCUGAGCCUUCUACUGAAGGGGAGCGCAUGCACAUCACCAUCAAGAGCCCCAAGAGUGAAUCCCACCGGGAAAAGUCCUGGAGGAGACAAAAGAUUUCCAGCACCAGGGAAAAGAAAGCAGCCACCACUCUGGGCUUAAUCUUGGGGGCUUUUGUGAUUUGUUGGCUGCCUUUCUUUCUCAAGGAACUCAUCGUCAACGUCUGCUCUGUGUGCAGCGUGUCCUUAGAAGUGGCUGACUUCCUGACAUGGCUGGGGUACCUAAAUUCUCUUAUUAACCCCCUCAUCUACACCAUCUUCAAUGAGGAUUUCAAAAAGGCUUUCCAAAAGCUCAUCAAGUGCAGACAUUACCUUUGAUGGAGAGAGGACGAGCAGUGAAGGACUUUGAGUAGAAGAACCAAACCUCAUUUAAAUGGUCCAAGAGGAAAACUGACACUGGGGGGCAUAGAUCUCAGUAAUGUGAGUUACAUUACAAUGACACUACAUCUUAAUGAAUGUGGACCCUCUAUUUUCCCAUGGAUCUCAAGACUAUUUCUGUAUUAUUUUUUAAUUUGAUUUGUGAGGUUCCUUUGUCACCAUAUUUAUGACAACGAUCUACACCACUGCUUGUGGUUUAUUGCUUUAAAUAUUUUGGAUCUAGUUUCCUUUUGAUUUGUAGGGUCUUUUUCUUUAUUUGAUAUGAAUGAAUGGUGAAUGCUGAAGAGUUUUGGCAAAGGGUUACAGGGGAGAAGAUGUGCUUGUCAGACGACACUUUGGUAAUAAUUAUGACCAUUGGUAGAACACUGUUCUCAUUUCAUACCAUUAGAAGGCUUACUGUUUGAAAUGAAGACACUAUACCUGUUUCUGUGGUUUCAUAUCCAGAGAUUACCUUAAAUAUAUCCACAGCUUUGUUAUCUUUUAAGACGCAGUUCUCUGUGUUCCUUCUAAAGCUGCCAUCAGGUAAGCAUUGCAGAGAUCAACAAGACGAUCAGUCAGUUUAAAUCUGCUUUUCUGUCUGAAUGCUGUGAAACUAAUGGAGUCUAUUAACCAAGCAUUUUCUCCCAUUUUUUUAUUAGCAAAUAUCAAAACAACAAGCGCACAGCACCCUUUUAACUCAAUGUGUGAAGUAUCAAGUUCCAGUCCCUUACGUCUAAUGGGUGUUGACACUUCCUAAGAGAGAAUUAACAAGGGAAGAUGGAGGAGAUGUAAGAACUGAUGAGUAGCAGUAGAGCCUGUGUGGUGUCUUUUUUGAAACCUGAGUAUUUCUGUAGAUUUUUAUUCAUAUUAUUGAGUGCAAAAAAAUCUGAGCCAGAACAAUACAUUAUUUAUUCUUUAUACCAGCUUAUAAAAGGAUUUCAUUGCACUGCAUGAUGCUUUCUUGCACAGCGGCACAGAGCGAUAAUAUCUUGUAAAUUAGGAACAGAAUCCUGUACAGUUGGAGUGCUCUGUGGAAUGUGUAUGUUGUGAUUUGUCCCUGCUGAGGAAUCACCUUGAGGGUACACGGGAUAUACAGCCUAGUCAAGUGCAGAGUAGGGAAAGGGAGUCAUAUAAAAACUAAAGCAUGUCCAUGAUUGAGAGCCAAACUACAGAUGCGCAAUCAACUUAUCAUUACCAUUUUAUUUAAUCCUUAGCAUCUUUUAAUCAGUAUUCAUGAUAGAAAAUACCAAUAUCUGAUAUUCUGAAUAUUAUUCAAGAAUAGCCUAUUCGUGACAUUUCAUAUUUAGGGGAACCGACAUAGUGAAGAGGAAAAAUCAUUCUUUACACAAUUGCACUGAGGAGCCGAGGAGUGCAAUCAAUUCAUACAAUUAAAUCCAAUUAACCUCAUUUGUCAAGGCAUCACUGCAUUGCAACUUCGUUUUAUUAUGCAUUACUCUUCGUGCUUAAUUACAUUAAUUUUGACAGGCAGUAACUGGGUUUUGACAGGCAGCCCAUUUCGUGUCCACUCAUUUUCAGAUUUCCCCCCAGUGUACUGUAUGAAUGUGUCACUCAUGGAUUUAAGCUACACAUCCAUUACCACAACUGGGUUUUCAGGAAUCAUGGUUUAAAUUGUGCCUAUAGGAGAAAUGCACUGAUGAUUGCUAGCAUUGUACAUUUUUUAUAUGUUGCCAUAGACACCUCAAUAUUGUAUUUGCAGCUAAUUAUUUUAUUGCACAAAGCCUUUUCAUUUCAUUUUUGGAUUGGAAGCACUUUAAGAGUAGCAACAAUCUACGUGCUUUUUCAACUGUUUUCAAGAACAAUUUUUUUUUUACCUGCUUUGGAUUUACUGUAAAUGUUAUUAAGCGUAAGCAUAUUAAGCAUAAUAUUAUUAUAAGCAUAUUACAAGUAUAAUAAUAAUAUUAUUAUGCUUAUUGAUCCAACAAGAGAAAUAAAAGGCUGUCAGCUUAAGAUGCCGCCAAAGUUUUGUUUCAGGUUCCAUGGGGCUGAUGUGACUGUGUGGCAAUAUGGGAAGUGUUUUCCUUGCAAAUCCCGAAUUCACGACAAUUAGGAAAAUUAGAUGAGGCCAGCAGUCACCGACCUUCAAACCUUCAAAGGAAGAGAUGUCUUCUUCUUUGCACAAGAAAGAUGGCUUCUCUUUCAAAAGGUACAACAAAAAUUUAAGGAUUGUACUGUAAAAUGUCACAAAAUCAUAUAUAAGUUGUAUACAGUAUAUAAAUAGAAGGAAAUGGGAAAUCGUGUAUAUGUAUUGUAAAAAAUAUUUUUCUUGGUCAUCCAGAUUCUUUAUACAAUAAAUG
Messenger RNA from Lepisosteus oculatus (spotted gar), 4057 nucleotides. The record is from RefSeq and is a predicted model, not a curated record. NCBI's taxonomy places the organism in Eukaryota, Metazoa, Chordata, Actinopteri, Semionotiformes, Lepisosteidae.